Molecule: messenger RNA, 629 nt
Organism: Trichoplusia ni (cabbage looper)
Lineage: Eukaryota; Metazoa; Arthropoda; Insecta; Lepidoptera; Noctuidae
Gene: LSm1
Product: U6 snRNA-associated Sm-like protein LSm1
Exons: 3
Coding region: 141-557 (138 amino acids)
Biological process (GO): deadenylation-dependent decapping of nuclear-transcribed mRNA
Cellular component (GO): Lsm1-7-Pat1 complex; P-body
Molecular function (GO): RNA cap binding
Source: RefSeq, a predicted model, not a curated record
UUGCUGUCAAAGUGUCAAUGUCAUUCGUAUCUUGCGGUUUUGCUAUCGUUUAAGCUUUAUAGGAUUUCAGGUGUUUAUCGAAAUUAUUUAAAAUACAUUAAUGAACCAUCCGUAAUUUGAAAGAAAAAACGCUUAUUACAAUGUCGAGUAACGUUAACCCUUUAGCGGGAACAGCUCAUUUACUGGAUGAAUUGGACAAAAAGCUUAUGGUGUUGCUGCGAGAUGGGAGAACAUUAAUUGGUUACCUUCGCUGUGUGGACCAAUUCGCUAAUUUAGUUCUACACAAGACUAUCGAAAGAAUACACGUUGGGAGAGAGUAUGGGGACAUUCCAAGGGGUAUAUUUAUCGUAAGAGGAGAAAAUGUUGUUCUUCUGGGUGAAAUUGAUAAAGACAAAGAAGACAAUCUCCCAUUAACAGAAGUUUCUGUUGAUGACAUUCUAGAUGCACAAAGAAGAGAACAGGAUGCCAAGAUUGAACAACAAAAGUUACUUUCAAAAGCUUUGAAGGAGAGAGGGCUUAAUCUUCUAGCUGAAAUGGGACAUGAUGAUAUGUUUUAAAUAUCCCCAAGCUUUAAUAUCAAGUUGUAUCUAAGGAAGACUGUAAUUAUGUAAUACACUCUAUGUAUCAUU